AUGGCAUCGAGCUCAAGAGCCGGCGGCAAAGCACCCUCGCGCUAUCUAGAAGAUGAUGACGCUGCUGCAAAAGAAUACAUUGCGUGGAUCUGGGAAACCACUGGGGUUCAUCCUAGCCGCCGCAGGCACAUUGAUCAAGACCAAUUCGACAACCCCCUUGCUCCCGAGCCCACCGUCGCGCAGCGAGCUACAUUUCUUCUUGGUCGAGUUGCCAACUACAUGGCAUACUUCUCUGGCACUUCAUAA
Messenger RNA from Blumeria graminis f. sp. triticale, 246 nucleotides. The record is from the annotation of a GenBank genome assembly. NCBI's taxonomy places the organism in Eukaryota, Fungi, Ascomycota, Leotiomycetes, Helotiales, Erysiphaceae.